Molecule: messenger RNA, 1056 nt
Organism: Medioppia subpectinata
Lineage: Eukaryota; Metazoa; Arthropoda; Arachnida; Sarcoptiformes; Oppiidae
Source: the annotation of a GenBank genome assembly
AUGACUCGAAACUAUGGUGCCAUGAAUUGCGAGUCGUGUAAAACAUUUUUUAAGCGACACGCACUUAAAAAUGAGCCAUUGAUUUGUGCCUCAAAUGGCAAAUGCGAUAUCAAUGUAAUGACGAGAAGGUAUUGCUAUAAAUGCAGACUUGAAAAGUGUUUCGCUGUCGGCAUGAAAACGGAAUUAAUACGAAAAAUGAACGAACAAUUUAUUCGACAAAUAAUUCAAUUCACAAAAAGUCUGAACGGAUUCAACAAUAUCUGUGCCGACGAUAAGUAUGCGCUUAUGAAACACGGGGGCAAAGAUCUAAUGCUAAUCCGGAGUCUUAAGUAUUAUAACAAAGAGAUUACAGGUUUUAGAAUACAAAAGGGUCCGGAUCAAACAUUCCACCUAGGCUUAGACAUUUAUGAACCAAUGGGAUUAGCACCUAUUUUAAAAUCAUAUUAUGAAAAGUUCAUAUCUAUCUGGAAUUACGAUGAUCACAUUAUUAUUGACCUGCUGACUGCAAUUUUACUCGAACAACAACUGUAUAUAUAUUUACUGCAAAGAUAUCUACUAUUGAAAUACCGCUCGGAAUCAGAGUCACAGACAAGACUUCAAACACUAAUGGAGUCAUUAAAUGAUAUGAAUACUUUAAAUAAUAUUCAGGGCCGUAACUUCGGUGCCAUUACUUGUAAGCCAUGCAAAACAUUCUUUAGGAGAAAUGGCCUCAAAGAUCAGCCAAUGAAUUGUCCAUUAAAUGGCAAAUGCAUUAUAAAUCCAUUGACGAGACAGAUGUGCAAAAAGUGUAGACUCGACAAGUGUUUUGCUUUGGGAAUGAAAAAGGAAUUAAUCCGAAAUAGUUUGAUGGGUUUCAACAAUAUGUGUGCCGACGAUAGGUUAGCGUUAGUUAAGUACAACACCAAAGACAUCAUCUCUAUCUGCACUCUAAAACAUUAUGAUAAAGAGACCGAGUGUUUUGUGACACCUAUAUUGAGGGCAAUUAUACUGUUUAACCCAAAUCAACCAAAUUUGAUGCAUAGAAAUUCUGUGAGACUCGAACAACAACUAAGUUAA